UCUCUGUGUCUCUUCCUCUUUCUCUUUCGCACUCUCACUUAGCGUGUGAGUGCAGGAAAAUGGCAGAAUCCAGUAUUUUAGAUCACUUUUCAGUGGAUCAGUUCAGUUGUCCAGUGUGUCUGGAUCUCCUGAAGGAUCCGGUGACUAUCCCCUGUGGUCACAGUUACUGUAAAGUGUGUAUUAAUGGCUGCUGGGAUCAGGAGGAUCAGAAGGGAGUCUAUAGCUGUCCUCAGUGCAGAGACACUUUCACUCCGAGGCCUGUUCUACGCAGAAACAACAUGCUGGCUGAAGUGGUGGAGAAACUGAAGAAGACUGAAGUCCAAGCUGCUUCUCCUGCUCACUGUUACGCUGGACCUGGAGAUGUGGAGUGUGAUUUCUGCACCAGGAGGAAACACAAAGCCGUCAAGUCCUGUCUGAUGUGUCUGGCUUCUUUUUGUGAAACUCAUUUUAAACCUCAUCUAGAAGUUUCUGCUUUGAAAAAGCACACCUUAAUCGAAGCCUCCUCAAAGCUCCAAGAGAAGAUCUGCUCUCACCAUGAUGAAGUGCUCAGGAUCUACUGUCGUACUGACCAAAGGUGUAUUUGUUCUUUGUGCAUGUUGGAUAAUCACAAAGGACACGACGCUGUAUCACUUUCAGCAGAGAGAACUGAGAAACAGAGUGAGUUAAAGGAGGAGCAGAUGAAAUCCCAACAGAGAAUCCAGGAGAAGCAGAAGAAGGUGCAGGAGCUGAAACAGGCUGUGAACACGAUUAAGUCACGUGCUCAGACAGCAGUGGAGGACAGUGAGAUUAUCUUUACUGAGAUGAUCAGUUCCAUGGAGAAAAAGCGCUCUGAGGUGACGAAGCUGAUCAGAGCUCAGGAGAAGGCUGAACUGAGUCGAGCUGAACGACUCCUGGAGCAACUGGAGCAGGAGAUCACUGAUCUUCAGAGGAGAGUCACUGAGCUGGAGCAGCUUUCACACACACACGAUCACAUCCAAUUCCUCCAGAGUUUCCAGUCUCUCUGUGUCUCUUCUGCACGUGAGGAUUCACCCAGCAGCACUGUCCAUCAACAUCUCUCAUUUGAUGGAGUGAGGAAUUCUCUCUCAGAUCUGAAGAAGAGACUCGAGGAAUUCUGUGAGGAGGAAUUCAACAAAAUCUCUUCACAUGAAGCUGAUGAUUCAUUUUUAUCUUCAUCUCUGUUUUGUCUCCAAGCUACAGCAGUUUCACCAUCAGAGCCAAAGAGCAGAGAAGAUUUUCUGAAAUAUUUCUGUUAUCUGACUCUGGAUCCCAACACAGCAAAUCAUUUCCUCAUUCUGUCUGAGAAGAACAGAGCGGUGACAUUCAGUGUGAAAAAUCAGCAGUACUCUUAUCAUCCAGAGAGAUUUGACUCCUGUUGGCAGGUGUUGUGUAAGGAGAGUGUGUGUGGACGCUGUUACUGGGAGGUGAAGUGGAGCGGUGAUGGUGUGUACAUCUCAGUCUCAUAUAAAGACAUCAGGAGGAAAGGAUGGGGUAAACAGUGUGUGUUUGGACUCAACAAUCAGUCCUGGAGUCUGUGCUGUUCUUCUUCUUCUCUCUCUUUCUAUCACAGCAACAUUAAAACUGAUCUCAGAGUUCCAUCAUCCUCCAGAAUAGGAGUGUAUGUGGAUCACAGUGCAGGAAGUCUGUCCUUCUACAGCAUCUCUGACACGAUGAAGCUCCUCCACAGAGUCCACACCACAUUCACUCAACCUCUAUACGCUGGGUUUUGGGUUUCUAAAGGAAAUGUGAGGUUGUGUGACCCAAAAUAACAGCAGAUGCAAUUAAUCUGUCUUUGAAACUUUAUGAUUGAAACUUUGGUAAAUUUGGUAUAAACAAUUUUAUUCUCUAAUAAACUCUAAUAGAGCCUCA
Ictalurus furcatus (blue catfish) is the source of this 1866-nucleotide messenger RNA. RefSeq names its product tripartite motif-containing protein 16. The record is from RefSeq and is a predicted model, not a curated record. Gene Ontology annotation, molecular function: zinc ion binding; protein binding. Bases 60 to 1766 code for a protein of 568 amino acids. NCBI's taxonomy places the organism in Eukaryota, Metazoa, Chordata, Actinopteri, Siluriformes, Ictaluridae. The transcript has 6 exons.